This is a messenger RNA of Chroicocephalus ridibundus (black-headed gull), 5295 nucleotides long. RefSeq names its product karyopherin subunit alpha 5 (gene KPNA5). Lineage: Eukaryota; Metazoa; Chordata; Aves; Charadriiformes; Laridae. The coding region runs from base 157 to 1776 and encodes 539 amino acids. Gene Ontology annotation, cellular component: nucleus; nucleoplasm; cytoplasm. Gene Ontology annotation, biological process: NLS-bearing protein import into nucleus. Gene Ontology annotation, molecular function: protein binding; nuclear import signal receptor activity. The transcript is spliced from 14 exons. The record is from RefSeq and is a predicted model, not a curated record.
ACGGAGGGGCCCGGCCAGUGCGGCGCGCGGCGGGGCGGCGGCAGCCAUCUUGAACUGCGAUCGGGCGCCGGCGCCGCGCUCCGCGGUGGAGCGGAGCGGAGCGGAGCGGGGUUUUCCUCGCUUGAGGGGCGGCGGGCGCCGCGCGGCUGCGCUUCGAUGGACAACAUGGCGAGCCCGGGUAAAGAUAACUUCAGGAUGAAAAGCUACAAGAAUAAUGCACUUAAUCCCCAAGAAAUGCGCAGGCGAAGAGAGGAGGAAGGGAUACAGCUUCGGAAACAGAAAAGGGAAGAACAGCUGUUUAAACGCCGAAACGUUUCUCUCCCGGGAAAUGAAGAAUCUAUGGUAGAAAGUCCAAUUCAGGAUCCUGAUGUCAGCUCUACCGUACCUAUUCCAGAGGAAGAAGUUAUUACAGUAGAUAUGGUUCAGAUGAUUUUCUCAGAUGAUCCUGAUCAGCAACUCACAGCAACUCAGAAAUUCAGAAAAUUGCUAUCUAAAGAGCCUAAUCCGCCUAUAGAUGAGGUCAUACAAAAACCAGGAGUAGUACAGAGAUUUGUGAAAUUUCUAGAGAGGAAUGAGAAUUACACUCUGCAAUUUGAAGCAGCUUGGGCUUUGACAAACAUAGCAUCUGGAACUUUUCUACACACCAAAGUUGUAAUUGAAACUGGAGCUGUUCCAAUUUUUAUUAAGUUGCUUAGUUCAGAACAUGAAGAUGUACAAGAGCAGGCUGUGUGGGCUCUUGGUAAUAUUGCUGGUGAUAACGCAGAAUGCAGAGACUUUGUUUUAAACUGUGGAAUAUUACCACCCCUCUUGGAACUGUUAACAAAUUCAAAUCGUCUUACAACAACUAGAAAUGCAGUUUGGGCUCUCUCAAAUCUCUGUAGAGGAAAGAACCCACCUCCAGACUUCAGUAAGGUUGCUCCUUGCUUAAAUGUUUUAUCAAGACUGUUAUUUAGCAGUGACCCGGAUGUAUUAGCAGAUGCUUGCUGGGCCCUCUCUUACCUUUCAGAUGGUCCCAAUGAUAAAAUUCAAGCUGUUAUUGAUUCUGGAGUGUGUCGAAGAUUGGUAGAGCUGCUGAUGCAUAACGAUUACAAGGUGGUAUCCCCUGCACUAAGAGCAGUUGGAAAUAUUGUGACUGGGGAUGAUAUCCAAACACAGGUGAUUCUAAACUGCUCUGCAUUACCCUGUCUCUUGCACUUGCUUAGUAGUCCCAAGGAAUCUAUUCGAAAAGAAGCAUGCUGGACUGUUUCUAAUAUUACUGCAGGAAACAGAGCUCAGAUUCAGGCUGUUAUAGAUGCAAAUAUUUUUCCAAUAUUGAUUGAAAUUCUUCAAAAAGCUGAAUUUCGCACCAGAAAAGAAGCAGCAUGGGCCAUAACUAAUGCAACAUCAGGAGGAACCCCCGAGCAGAUUAGGUAUUUGGUAGCACUGGGUUGUACCAAGCCUCUUUGUGACCUCCUGACUGUGAUGGAUUCAAAAAUAGUACAGGUGGCUUUAAAUGGACUUGAAAAUAUUCUGCGUCUUGGAGAACAAGAGUCUAAGCAAAAUGGAAUGGGCAUUAAUCCUUAUUGUGCCCUUAUAGAGGAAGCAUAUGGACUUGAUAAAAUUGAAUUUCUUCAGAGGCAUGAAAACCAAGAGAUCUACCAAAAGGCUUUUGAACUCAUAGAACAUUACUUUGGUGUCGAAGAGGAGGACUCCAGUAUUGCACCUCAGGUGGAUGAAAGUCAGCAGCAGUUUGUGUUUCAACAGCAGGAGGCUCCAAUGGAAGGGUUUCAGCUGUAAACUAUUGAAGUGAAGAAAGCAUAAAAUGUAAACACUUGGGGUUUGGUUUGUUUUUCUUUUUUCCCCAGAGGUCUUUUCUUUAUGGCCAAAGUUAGAGGAAACCAUUGAAUAUGUUUUGCAGAAAUAGAUGAAGCAGCAGCUCAUGCACUUUUAUAUAUUGUGUUAGAUACAACUGUUCUUUGUUUUGUAUUUGUGUUUUUCAUUAUCUCUUAAGUACAGAAAACAACUGUGAGUAAUCAUGUCUAAAGCAUUACAUGUGAUUUAACAAGAACUGUUAAGACUUAGUAGGAUUUUAGGCAGUGGUUCUGAAUUUUUCAUGUAGUCUCAAACUGCAUAUCAGCAAUACAGUUACUGACAGUUGCAUUUUUGGCAGUAGGCUUGACUUGCCCAGUCUCUAUCAAAUCUACCUCUUGUAUUGAAGCAAAAACGUUGCUUCAGAACUAAGGCAUGAAAUAAAGAUGAGCUUGUAAGAAGCUGAAUUGGAAUGUGAAAAAUAUUUAUUUAAAUUGUGAAACUUUUAUGCAUUACUUACUUUACAACACACUGUUGGAAUUUAUUUAUAAAAUGUAUUUAAAGACAUAAUAGAUAUACAUAUAUAAUGCUAAUUACCUAAUAUGGAAUAUAUGAAAAAGCUUUUUCUGAAUUAUGUGGGAAGAGGACUAUUUCAGAGGUUUUCAAAUUGGAAUCAGCAGAGAGCUUGCUGGUCGUUUGUUGUUGGCUCUGAAAUUAAAGCUGCUAAAUGGCAUUAAAAGUCAGCCGCAAAUACAGUUACUUUGCAGUGGAGGCAGUUGCUGUAGUUACCACAAGAAUGCUGCCAUUAUCAAUGACAGAGAUGGUGAUUUGCACAAAUCGCCAAGCACAUGCUUUACAGCUGUCUCCUGUCACAAUGUGGUAACACUUUAGUUUGAGAAACAUUUGCAAUGUUCGCCUUUCUAGUACAGUAGCUUCUUAAAAGUUUAGACAGUAGGUGUUAUUUUUUUGACCAAAUACGCUACCGCCACUCGAUUUGUUCUUUAAGUUCACUAACUCUGAUUUCUUUUGGUAAGAGAAUAGAAAUACUGCAGUGAAGAAUGAAUGGUGAAUCACUCCUUUCCAGUUGAAGGAGAAGUUCGUUGUACUGUAAAUAGCAUUAAGUACGUGGACACCGAAACUAACUAGAAGUUAUCGUCAUCUAAAUAUUUAGGCUCUACAAUAUACAGUGUUUGCUGUUAAACACUAAAAGAAAUAGAAUUCUGAUAUUUACACUAACAAUUUUGAAUACAGAAAAAUGUAUGUUCUGCUUCGACUUGCAUAUAAGUAGUGUUUCUGGUCUGUUAGUAGUAUAUCUCAUUUGGAGAAGCUAAUACUUUGGGUUACCUCUGAAGUAUGAUUAUUUUUUAUUACCUGUACUUAAUGUAUUAACGUCAAACUCUUGGGUUAAGUGAAAUCCUUGACAUAUGAGAGCAUUUCAUGCUUCAUAAAAAGCUGCAAUUUAAAUUACAAAUUACUUACCCCAUGGCACUGUGCUUGUCAGUAAACAAGAUUUUAAUGCACUGAAAAAUACAGGUUAAAGGUGGUAUCAUUUACAGUACCAUUUUAUAUUUAGAAUUUUUUUUACAUGCAAGUUAAGAUUCUUAGAUGUUUCACUUUGAUGUUACAGCAAUAUAUACUAUAUUGUAAUUGAAUGUGGGACUUGAAGUGGAUUUUCUAAGAUUAAUGGUCAAUUUUGACUAAGAUGUAACUGGGAGGGAAGAAACCUCUUUUUGAAGUCUUUUUAGUGGAAGAUAGAAGUGUAAGAAGUGUAUAUAGGAGUGCUGUUACUUUAUGAACUCUGAAUAAUGAAGGUAUUUUAGCAAAUGACACUUUAAACCUAGAUUUGUACAGCACAACAGUUUUGAAUAGUGUGAUAAUAUUGAUUACAGCUGCCAAAUUUUCAUAUAAUGUUAGAUGAUUGUAUUUGUGCCCUUUUUACUCUCAUAGUUUUAGGUUUUCAUAUACUGACCUUCCUUCUUUCCCCGCCCACCCCAUCUGUUCAAAGUACAGGGUAACAAUCAUGGAAAUCUACCAGGAUUACUAGUAAAUGCUGAAUUUCAAUGUAGUUCUAGCGUAAGAAAAUUAUUCAGGUAACAGGGUAUUCCAUUGUUUCUAACAAUCUUGUUUUGAUACCAUAACCAGCUGUGCCUGCUUUUUAUUUGGAGAACCCUGUAAAAACUGCGUUUAUAAGCCUCUCUAAUUUAAACCAAAUCUGAACUACAAAAUAUCUUAAUUAAAAGACUUGAAAAUGAAGAAAAGAGGGGACAUUUAAAGUAUUAUAUUUGUUUUGAAAGAAUGUCUUCAGUUUUGUGGAUAUAUUAUUCUAUAUGUAUGAACAGUUAGUGACUGCACUUUAUGCAUUUAGAUAAACUAUAUUUCAUGCUUCUGGUAACAUUUAAAUGUAACAGUUUAGAAGGGAACUAAAAUUGAUGGACUUUAGCUAAUGGAAGUCAUUAUUUAAACUCAACAUUUGGUUUACCCUAAAGAUGUUACAAAAUUAUAAUGAAAAUUCUUCUUUAAAGGAUGAACGUCCAGCAUGGCCUCUCCUGCGUUAUCACUGGGUUUACAUCACACUUUAUUAAAAGCACGUAAAUGAGCAAUAUAAAACCAGAGAUGAUGACUUAAGGUCAGCUCUGGUGUGGUCAUUUGCAGGUAGGGGUGUGAAUAUGAUGAUGUUGCCUAAACAGAUGAAACCAGCGUGGAGAAAAUCAAACAACAAUCACAAAAAGAACUGAGAGAAGAAAAUCUCUUUUAAGUUUGGUAUUUUAUAUGGAAUCUGAAGUGCCCCAUCAGUUACAAAAUCUGUUUAAAAAUACUGGCUUUUGGGUUUUGGUUAUAAUUAAAAGGGUACCAUUUGUUCUGCUUAAAUGUGAAUACUAACUAGCUAAUUUAUGCAACUAUGCAAAGCAUAAGAUUUUUUUUUUCAGUUCCCUACUCUUGAUACACUGAAUCAUAUCUAAUUUUUUCAUCGUUGCACUUUUGUCUGAGGACUGGUUCAUACAGCUUUUUCAUUUUCUAGUGUUUGUUUUAAACACCAUUGCUAGCAGCAAUCGGAAAAUAGUAAUAAUGUUGGCACAGAAGUAAGUUAGCUGUAGAACAAGUUUGCAACUGGAAAAUAUUUAUUGUCGGGUCUGUCUUUAAAAAUAAAAUAAAAAAAAAGAUGCACUAUUGUCUUUUCUUCACAGUUCUCAGUUGAUUUAAAUUUAUUAAAUUGUACAACUGAGGAUUUUUGUAAUAGGUCUGCCAAUUGAUAUGUGAAGCUUUAACUGUGACCUCAAGAGUUCACUGAAAUCUGGACUUGAGAAAUUUUAGUUACUUACGGCACAAUAUCUUCAUAUAAUGUGUGGAAACGAAAAUACCUACACUAACUUCAGCUAGUAAUAGUGCAUCUUUAACUCCAGGCCAAAGGCCCAUUACUGUAACAGAACACAUAUGAGUAGUAUGCAAUAUUAUGGAAUGUUAAAUCUCCAAAUACCAUACAGAAACCAAUAAAACCUAUUUUACAGA